GUUCGUUGCUGAGAACAACAAAAUAUUUUUAUUUAGGAGUAAAUUGAUUCUUUUUCAUCAUUCUCUCAGAAGUGAUCCUGAAACAUUAAUUUCAGAAGUGUGAAACAUAAAAGUAAUCAGAGGAAGGGCUUCGGUAGCGCUCUACUGACAAUGCAUGUCGUAUUGAUUAUAACAUCAGUCAUCACACGUGCCAGCGUAACGGUUUGACAGGACGUUGACUGUUUGACACUGAGUCUGCAGAUUCUGAUGCAGUGCGUCAUUCAUUCCUAGCUUUCAGCAUCUCUUUUGAAUGAAUUAUUUCGACAUACACUAAUUAUUACGGAAAAUGAGUAUGGCAGAUUCUGCGUCGGGGUUGGACGACGACCAACUCGAGACAGUUUAUGGUUGGGUUGAUCAAGUUCCUUUGACAAGACCAAAAAAGAGUAUCGCUCGAGAUUUUGCGGAUGGUGUGUUAGUGGCAGAGAUGAUACGGUACUACUUCCCAAGGCUUGUUGAACUGCAUAAUUAUACAGCAUCAAGUAACACCAAAAAGAAAAUUUCAAAUUGGAGAGUCCUUAACAGGAAAGUUCUAAACAAACUACAUUUUGAGUUGGGUGAUGAUGUGUUACAUGAUCUAACUCAAGCCAAACCCUACACCAUCGAGAAAGUGCUAAUAGAACUAAAGACCAGGAUUGACAACAAGUUAAAGGAGGAACAUAUGGCGCCCCCACCCCCUGUCUCCACAUUUAGGGCCAAGGAGAGCGAUCAGCCCGAGGCCGACCAGCACUUUGGAAGCAAAGGGAGAGGAGCUAAGGGAAAGAACCCGUCAUCCAAAGCUUCAAUAGAAGUGCCUCCACCGCCAUUUGAACGAGUUACUUACAAGAAUCUUGGAAGAAAUGAUGCUGCGAUGCCAGGGAACGUGGUACGGCACCCACCUGUAGGUGGAACAAGAAAGGAACGGGACCUUGCCCUUAUGUAUGAGGAGAAGGAACAGGAAUGUCUCGCCAAGGGGGAGACAAUUGCAAUGUUGCAAGCUAAAACACGACGACUUGAACAUUUGUUGCAUCUAAAGGACAUACGGUUAGAAGAACUUCAAACUCAAAUAGAACAACUGCGACCUACAGGCGGGCUAAAAUGAUAGCAGCAAUGUUCACCGGACUUGUCACCAGAGCUUCCCUUACCACCUGUAGUUACCUUCAUCUUCAGAUUUGUUAUAUCCAUUUUGAGGGGAAUGUGUAAUUUACAUAACUCUUCUAUUGGACAAACAGUAUAUGGCAUUGAUUCUCCAGCAGACCAGUAGUAUAUCACUUAUUCUCAAACGAAUCAUUUGUAUACCAUUGAUUGAAGUUUCCAGAGGACCAGUGGCGUUUCAACAAUAUUCCAGCAGGCAAUGAUUUGCCAACGAUCUUUCUACAUGAAGAUCUGCGGACCAGUGAUAUUCUACUUCCUUGACCAAACCAAUUUGUAUAUGACUUAUUCUCCUGUCGACCAAUUGUAAAUGUGCAUAAAAGUACUUUAUCGGAUGAGCUAGCUGAUGGGCACACGUGGCCUACUGCUCUUUGUAAUAAAUAUGUACAAUUGUGCCAUUGGACUGAUAGUUGAGAAACAUAUCUAGGUUUGAAGUUAUUACUUUUUUUAUUAUAAUAUUAAUAGAAAAAAAAUCGAAGAUAUGAUUCUUUAAUUAGUUCAGGAAUAAAUGUAAGCUCUUAUUCAUCAUAUGAAAACAAAAUU
Molecule: messenger RNA, 1710 nt
Organism: Mizuhopecten yessoensis (Yesso scallop)
Lineage: Eukaryota; Metazoa; Mollusca; Bivalvia; Pectinida; Pectinidae
Product: sperm flagellar protein 1-like
Exons: 7
Coding region: 326-1117 (263 amino acids)
Biological process (GO): regulation of cytoskeleton organization
Cellular component (GO): axoneme
Molecular function (GO): microtubule binding
Source: RefSeq, a predicted model, not a curated record